Messenger RNA from Sinocyclocheilus grahami, 2559 nucleotides. Its product is annotated as mitogen-activated protein kinase kinase kinase kinase 2-like. The coding region runs from base 77 to 2008 and encodes 643 amino acids. The transcript is spliced from 23 exons. Gene Ontology annotation, cellular component: cytoplasm. Gene Ontology annotation, molecular function: ATP binding; MAP kinase kinase kinase kinase activity. Gene Ontology annotation, biological process: protein phosphorylation; intracellular signal transduction. The record is from RefSeq and is a predicted model, not a curated record. NCBI's taxonomy places the organism in Eukaryota, Metazoa, Chordata, Actinopteri, Cypriniformes, Cyprinidae.
AUGACUCAUUUCACAGAAAAUACCCUGUAACAAAGCAUUUUUGAAGUGAGGUUUUAUUUUCUGUUGUAGAGCUCUGAUGUUGAUGUCUAAGAGCAGCUUCCAGCCUCCCAAACUAAAAGACAAGAGCAAAUGGUCUGCAGGGUUUCAUAGCUUUGUGAAAAUGUGUUUGAUCAAAAGUCCUCGCAAGAGGCCGACAGCAGAAACUCUUCUCCAGCACCCUUUCGUAACACAGUUACUCACCAGAAAAUUGAUGAUUGAGCUACUGGACAUGGCAAGUAAUCCAGACCUCCAUCAUCCACCCAGUCUUGAAGAGAAUGAAGAAGCAAACGAUACAGCCCCAGAUACAAUCCAGUCUAAAGGGAAACAUAUGCCAGUGGAGAGAAGUUUAUCAGAAGAACAAUUUGACCAGGUCAAGUUUACCCCUCCCAGGAGGAAAGAGACUGAACCCUAUCCUGACCUGGGAUCGUGUGAUGAUUGGAGCCUAUCUGGAGAUGAACCAGAGUCACUGGGUCUUUUGGAAAGUGUGGAGGAGGAGUUACAGCAGAGGAGUUUGACAGUAAAAAGACUCUCACAUUUUGAGUGGAGUAAGAGGAAAAGUGGACUGUUCAGCCCACCACCCAUCUCUGCUACGACAUCACUUCCUCCCAUGAGCUCUUUAGACUCUGAUCUGGAGGACAAGAACCUUACGCUUCGACCUAGUGCUACUCUUUGCCCUGAAACUGUAUUAAGUCCAAAAUCAGUGUUGUUGAGGUGUUCAGGCAGUCAGGAUGUGCGGCACUGGUGCAGCGACCCUUGUGUUCCUGAUCAUAAUGACACACAGGACAAACAGAGGACUCUUACAAGGACUCUCAGCAGAGACACGGCUCUCUCUCCAGAGUGGAGCACCAUGAGGAAGAAAACAGAGGACUCCAGAGCCGAUUCUCAUGGACUUCCUCCCACUCCCCAAGUCUAUAUGGGAGCCUGUUUUACUAAAGUAUUUAACGGAUGUCCACUGACAAUUCACUGUGCAGAAAUAUGGGUUUUGCCCAAAACAAGAGAUCAGUAUUUAAUUCUGGGUGCGGAGGAGGGUGUUUAUAUCCUUAACUUAAAUGAACUGCAUGAAGACACCUUAGAAAAGUUGCUUCCACAGAGAUGCACUUGGCUUUACGUCAUGAACAAUGUCUUAAUGUCCAUCUCUGGUAAGUCAUCUCAUCUCUACUCUCAUAGACUGACAGCUCUGUUUGAGCAGCGAGGGCACUUGCAGAGGAAACAGGGUCACUUGUCCCUCGGCACCAACCGCUUCACAGAACGGAUGAUCCACAGGAAGUUUGCUGUGUCAGUGAAGAUUGCAGACACCAAGGGAUGUCGGAAGUGCAGCGUGGCUCGUAACCCAUACACGGACAGCACGUUCUUAUGCGCUGCAGUUCCCUCUGGCCUUGUGCUACUAUUGUGGUAUGAACCACUGCAGAAGUUCAUGCACCUCAAGCACAUUGCUGUGCCCCUGCCGGACCCAUUGCCCAUCUUUGAGCUGCUGGUGUUAAUGACAGAUGAGCUUCCUCAGCUCUGUGUGGGCGUCCAGGAAAGCCUCCAACAGCAAAACGAACGACAGCUAAAGUUUGACAUCAUCCAUCUGAACGGCACGCCAAACCCUCAGCCAGACAGUGAGACAAUAAGAGCUGUACAAGUGACACAGCUGGACAGAGACACGGUUUUAAUUGCACUGGAAAAAACGGUGAAGAUUGUCAAUAUGCAGGGUGUCCCCAGCAAGGAGUUAGCAUCCAAACUGGAGUUUGACUUCCCUAUUGAGACUUUAGUUUGUUUAGAAGAAAGUGUUUUAGCUUUCUGGAAACAUGGGCUUAAAGGACUUAGUCUGCACAACUGUGAGGUAACACAGGAAAUCACAGACGAAAGCCGAGUGUUCAAAGUUUUAGGCACGCACAGAGACAUUGUUUUGCAAAGCACCCCAACUGAAAUCCCUUCAGCCACUAGCAAUUUAUACAUUUUAACGGGUCACGAGAACAGCUACUGAGGAAAGUCAGAGGACAGAACCUGUAAAUAACAUGCAUGACAACAAGAUGCCAGAAUGCAUGAAAACAGGUAAUACAGAGUUUCAGAGCUGUGCAUCGGCCCUGUGUGUCUGUGUGAACACGGUCCUUCCGUCAAUCUCUCUGGUACACAUUGUGAGGGGACAGAAAGGAAAGCCCAAAGCCUUGUUCUUUUUGUUUGUCCCUCUAAAGGUGUUUUUGCCUUCGUUGUCAAUAAACUCUCAUAUGAAAUAAUCUGGAUUAAAUAAAUGUAUUUACAGUAUAUUAAAACGAUCAUGUGAUCAUUUUGUGAUGGAAGGAUUGUGAUAACUACUAAUAAACUGAUACAGUAAAACCAAACUGUACCAGACGUCUUAAUCGUAUCCUGAUUUAUUUUUAGUAAAGAGAAGGCAAAUAACAGAUGAGCUUGUAUAGGUUUUCAGGACUGUGUGGAAAUAAGAUUAAUUUUAGUUAAUCUUUCUCAGUUAAGUGAUCUGUAUUGUUGGUUAAUUUUUAAUCACUAACUGUAUCAAUCCUCAAGAGGGAGCUAAAGCGU